Molecule: messenger RNA, 2420 nt
Organism: Larimichthys crocea (large yellow croaker)
Lineage: Eukaryota; Metazoa; Chordata; Actinopteri; Sciaenidae
Gene: bbs12
Product: Bardet-Biedl syndrome 12
Exons: 2
Coding region: 133-2067 (644 amino acids)
Biological process (GO): chaperone-mediated protein complex assembly; photoreceptor cell maintenance
Molecular function (GO): ATP binding
Source: RefSeq, a predicted model, not a curated record
GGAGAUCGUUACUUGUCUCCCAGCAACAAGGAAACAAGCGCAUGCGCAGUACUUUAUCGCUGGAGCCGUCGCAGCAGGGCAGUAGAAACACCAUGGAUCUAUUGUAAUCAUGAAAACACGGCACUCCAAGAAAUGCUGGGAAGUACAUUUCUAAGCAAUCGACAACAUGCUGGACUGCAGAAGCUCUCAGCGCUGGCAGGAAUCACGCAUUCCUCCUUGGGCCCCAAUAAAAAGUACAAGUUUAUCCAAGAUGACACGAGUGGGGAGUCGACUCUUGUGUGCUCGUGUUUUCGCAUCUUGGAGAGCCUGCAGCUGACCUGCGCAGUGGGUCAGCUGGUUUAUGAGACCAUUCAAGCCCACCAGAAGGUCUAUCAUACAGGGUCGGGAUGCCUGCUGUUUCUCGCAGGAGUGUGGAGUCGCGCUGCUCUGGAGUGCCUUCACAGAGGGAUCUCAGUAGCACACAUCAUCUCGGCUAUGUCCGAAGGCUUGGGUAUAUGCUUGGAUGUUUGCAGGAAGAACAGCAUCUCAACGGAGAGUCUUUGUGUGGCUAAAUCUGAGAGCGGCACUGCAACAUCACAUGGUUUAGGACUUCACCUGUCAAAGAAACCUAUUGUAGAGGCCUCACAGGCAUCGGGCCACAUGCAAGGGACAACAAAAGUUGCUCAAAAGACGUUAAAUGGCAGUGGACCCAGGAAAAUAAAGCUCAGCAGACAUUUUUGUGAGGCCAAGUCUGAAAAUGUCUCAACAGUACUGCAGCCUACGCAUCCUGACAUUACACACAUUUCUGAGAGACUGAGUCAUGGCUGUGUGGAUGCAAUGAACUUAGUGGUGGAAGCGAGCCGAAUACAGUCCAAAUGUAAUCAGCAAAAUAUCAGCUGUUCCACUUUUGACGUCAGCAAAGUGGUGACUUGCGUGCUACCUGGUUUACCAGAAGAGAUGGCUUGUGUUUUACCAGGCUGCAUUGUUCCCUUGUCGGCUGAACAGGCUUUAGUUGCACAUCACUUGAAAGAACGGCACCUGAAGGUUGCUCUGAUUACUGGAGAUUUAUCAGAUACCUAUCGCCAUCUUGGCUUUAAUAGGCCAACAGGUAUACAGUGUGUGAGUGACCAUCCGGAUUUGUCAGGUUCAAGCAAAGAGGAAGAGUGGAUGGAAAAGUUUUCAACUCUCCUGUUGAAGUUAGAAGUGAACUUGAUAUUAGUUAGUGGGGUUGUGAGUGAGAGAGUGAUUCUACGCUGUUGUAGACGUCAUAUACUUGUUGUGGAAAAAGUCAAAGUUUCCAUUUUGAAGGCAUUCGCUGAUACAACAGGAGCUGUUCCGUUGACUUACGCAAGACAGUUGAGUAAGCACUGUGUUGGUAGUGGGGCAAAGAUUGAGAUAUGGAAUGACCUCGGCAGUCAUGAUAGGAAGGUCUCAACAACUGUGAAUAUUUCCUCUGGCGAGAACAGCGAGUUAGUCACAGUGAUCCUCACAAGCUGCGUACACGGCAAGCUGCGAGCCCUGGAGGACCAGUUUUGGGCAUGUGCUUAUCGUUUACACCACAUGCUGAAAGACAAAGUUCUCCUGCCUGGUGCUGGAGUGACAGAAAUUCUUUGUAUUCAUCACCUUCAAAAGCAAGCGAGGCAUCAUCUCAGGCAUCACAGAGGGCAUGUCCAGCAUACCAAAGCGGGAACGACAGCUAAUCCGUACAGGGGUGUAGUGUUGCACCUCAUGGCAGAUGGUUUAAUAGACUACAUAUCCACUAUAAUGGUUAACACUGGAAGGUUUUCAAAAGUCAAUGCCAGGACUGCAGUGAAUCAGCAACUUCAGGACUGCAAAGAAAGCGUAGACAUUGCUGGGAAGUUCUCACAACUUUUCUUGGAUGGUAAACAAGAUGAUAGUGCAGUUUCCUCUAGCAUGAAGUAUAGUGAAGUAACAGCAGUUGAGAUAUUUGACAAUCUGAGUGUGAAGCAGGAAGCAUGGAGGAAAGCCUUAGAUCUGGUUUUCCUGGUCUUACAAGCUGAUGCAGAGAUCAUCACAGGUACUGACCAAAAAACUGAUGGUGGACCAGAAAAUCUGCUGUUCUUAUGAUCUUCAUGCAGAUCUUGUGUAUUGACUGUUGGAAACUUUCUAAAUGUUUUGUUUUUUUUAUUUAGAAUACAAAAGUGUUUUUAAAAUGUUAAAUUUUUGGUACAAAGUGAAGUAGAAUAAAGUGUUUAUAUUUAUUAUCUUGUCAUCAUUUAAUAGCCACAUUUUCUUCUAAAUCCUAAAAUUAAUUUCUUAAUUUUAGUGAAGCGAUGCUACCUACUUGCUACCACUUGGGGGCGACAAAUGAUUAUAUGACACUAGUCAGUCUGCCUCUUCCAUCCAUGAAAUUAAGGUGUAAGGUAACGAACCCAGAACUAAGCUAUAAAUAAACAUAUGUUUUAGAGUUUAAAGUGUUA